This is a messenger RNA of Serendipita indica DSM 11827, 699 nucleotides long. The record is from the annotation of a GenBank genome assembly. NCBI's taxonomy places the organism in Eukaryota, Fungi, Basidiomycota, Agaricomycetes, Sebacinales, Serendipitaceae.
AUGUCUAUAUUGACCUCACUCUGGGGCUCCAAGGUGACAGAAGGGACUUUUGGUGCCUUUUUAGCAAUCGAGGUUGCUUUGGGCGUCCUCGCCAUGAUUACAAUCAAGGCCCAAGAACCCCCUCCCAUCUCUCUUUCCCGUCACAAUAGCAUGGUUGUCAAGGACGCGACUCCAAAACGCCGCAGGUCCUGGGUACCAACGGAGAGUCUACUUGCGACCAAGAGCAAGACAUCUCAGCCUACGUUCGGUACUCCAUCCCUUGUUGGGACUGUUGCUUCGUCCUCUUCAACUGUGGAAGAGAUGGAUUGGACCCCCCAGUUUGGCACUCUGUCGUCCGAGCUUGAGCCACUUGUCUCCGAGUCUUUGAACUCUGAGCCAACUGGACUGGAGAACCUCCUUGCUGGAACCUCGUUGAUAGGAGAGCCAACGUCUGGGAAUACUCGUGGUGCUGAUACUACGGUCACGAAGAAUACACCAGAUCUGCUUCAGUGGAUACGGCGACAGGACAUAUUCGUCAUGGGUGGCGUCACAAUCGCAAUUCUCGUCCUACUCCUCAGCGCCAUCCUUCCAGCGUGGCAAGUUCAGCAAUCCGCUCUCUGGGAUCCCAGUUGGGACUGGACACAUUUUGAGACGAGCGAGACAAACACCCCACUUUCGAUGCCUACGCAAAAUGCCUGGGACUCUUCCGGAUCAUUCUGA